Molecule: messenger RNA, 801 nt
Organism: Ochotona princeps (American pika)
Lineage: Eukaryota; Metazoa; Chordata; Mammalia; Lagomorpha; Ochotonidae
Gene: AQP6
Product: aquaporin 6
Exons: 4
Coding region: 1-801 (266 amino acids)
Biological process (GO): transmembrane transport
Cellular component (GO): apical plasma membrane; plasma membrane
Molecular function (GO): water channel activity; nitrate transmembrane transporter activity
Source: RefSeq, a predicted model, not a curated record
AUGGAGCUGGGGGCGUGUGGACCGGCCCUCAGGCUCGCGGGCGUGUUCCGCACAGCCGCCAGCCGGGCGCUGUUUGCCGAGUUCCUGGCCACAGGGCUGUACGUGUUCUUUGGCGUGGGUGCGGCCAUGCGCUGGCCCUCUGCGCUGCCCUCCGUGCUGCAGAUUGCCAUCACCUUCAACCUGGCCACAGCCAUGGUGGUGCAGGUCACGUGGAAGACCAGCGGCGCCCACGCCAACCCCGCCGUGACGCUGGCCUUCCUGGUGGGCUCGCACAUCUCCCUGCCCCGCGCCAUGGCCUAUGUGGUGGCUCAGCUGGCAGGGGCCACUGCAGGGGCUGCUCUGCUUUACAGGGUCACUCCGGGAGACGUCCGGGAGACUCUGUCCAUCAACGUGGUGCGCAGUGGCGUUUCCACGGGCCAGGCAGUGGCCGUGGAGCUGGUCCUGACGCUGCAGCUGGUACUCUGCGUGUUUGCCUCGACCGACAGUCGCCAGGCAUCGGGCUCCCCUGCUGCUGUGAUCGGAGCCUCAGUGGCAGCAGGCCACCUCAUCGGGCUCUACUUUACUGGCUGCUCCAUGAACCCAGCUCGCUCCUUUGGUCCUGCCAUCAUCCUGGGGAAGUUCUCCGUCCACUGGAUCUUCUGGGUCGGACCCUUGGCAGGGGCACUCCUGGCUUCCCUCAUCUACAACUUCAUCCUGUUCCCCGACACCAAGACCCUGGCUGAGCGGCUGACCAUCUUCAUGGGCAGAGAGGCCCCAGCUGGUUCAAGGGACACAGAGAUGAGGCCGUGUGAGACAGCAUAA